Mandrillus leucophaeus (drill) is the source of this 761-nucleotide messenger RNA. RefSeq names its product carbohydrate (keratan sulfate Gal-6) sulfotransferase 1 (gene CHST1). Gene Ontology annotation, biological process: N-acetylglucosamine metabolic process; keratan sulfate proteoglycan metabolic process. The transcript is spliced from 3 exons. The annotation marks the transcript as partial. The record is from RefSeq and is a predicted model, not a curated record. Lineage: Eukaryota; Metazoa; Chordata; Mammalia; Primates; Cercopithecidae. Gene Ontology annotation, molecular function: N-acetylglucosamine 6-O-sulfotransferase activity; keratan sulfotransferase activity.
CAGGUAGCUGGUGUCACUUCGGUGUGGUUUGAAGAAGAGUUUCUCCCCAGCUGUGUUGGAGGCGCCCUUUCGACCUGGAGGCCUGGGUCUGCUGGCCACAGGGCUGCCGCACUGGCUGGGACUGCCAGCUGGACCUGGAGACGCUGGUGGCUGUGGACUCCCCAGCUUGGAGCAGCCCCUCUUUGACCUCGCCCCGUGGAGAAGCAGCCCCAUGAAGGUGCCCAGCCAUGCAAUGUUCCUGGAAGGCCGUCCUCCUCCUUGCCCUGGCCUCCAUUGCCAUCCAGUACACGGCCAUCCGCACCUUCACCGCCAAGUCCUUUCACACCUGCCCCGGGCUGGCGGAGGCCGGGCUGGCCGAGCGACUGUGCGAGGAGAGCCCCACCUUCGCCUACAACCUUUCCCGCAAGACCCACAUCCUCAUUCUGGCCACUACGCGCAGCGGCUCCUCCUUCGUGGGCCAGCUCUUCAACCAGCACCUGGACGUCUUCUACCUGUUUGAGCCCCUCUACCACGUCCAGAACACGCUCAUCCCCCGCUUCACCCAGGGCAAGAGCCCGGCCGACCGGCGGGUCAUGCUGGGCGCCAGCCGAGACCUCCUGCGGAGCCUCUACGACUGCGACCUCUACUUCCUGGAGAACUACAUCAAGCCGCCGCCGGUCAACCACACCACCGACAGGAUCUUUCGCCGCGGGGCCAGCCGGGUCCUCUGCUCCCGGCCUGUGUGCGACCCUCCGGGGCCAGCCGACCUGGUCCUGGAGGAG